AUGAUCAUCGCAGGCUCCAUCUUCAAAGCUUGUUUUGUACAACCUGCCAUGGACGUCAGGGUGUUGAGGCUGAAUGGAGAAGAAGUGGCGACUGUACCGCUUGAUGCAGCUGCGGAUGUCAGAGCUCUGAAGCAUGCGAUUGCAGAGAUCGACGGCACACCCGCGAUUUUGCAGCAGCUUAUUUGGAAGGACCAGCCACUGGAUGACUCUGCGCAGGCCCCACUGUUGGCAGCGCAGCUUGAUGCCAGUGCACCAGUGAUACUGGUGAAGAAGGACUUGGUGCAGACGCAGGAUGCUGAGGCCAAGAAGCUUAUCGGCCGAUACGGCAGCAAGUAUCGGCCUCAGCAUCACUUUUUUUGGGCCGUCCACGAGGGAAAUGUCUUAGCCACGGGCGGCCUCCUUCGAUUGCCGGGUGUUGAUGUCGAUGGAGAAAUGUUGCCCACGGAUUUUGACGAUGCGAAACGCCAGCAUGAAUGGCCAUACAGGAGCUUCGACGGCCGAUACGAGGACCGAGCGCUUCAUUUGGCAGUUCGCUGCCGUGAUGAGGCAUCGGUGGAGCUGCUCCUCAGCUGUCGAGCGGACCCAGAGCUCCGCAACGACAACCGGGAAACCCCGAUGGAUAUUGCAAUGGGGAAGGGCAAGCGAUGGAAAAGUGCAUUUAUGCAGCCGCGGGACUUUGGUGGUUCCCCGGAGCGCAUCCUGGAGCUACUUCGCGGUGCCUCUGGAAGGUGA
Messenger RNA from Symbiodinium sp. CCMP2592, 732 nucleotides. NCBI's taxonomy places the organism in Eukaryota, Dinophyceae, Suessiales, Symbiodiniaceae. The record is from the annotation of a GenBank genome assembly.